AUGGCCACCCACCUCGCCGCCGUCUCCCCGGCCAAAGGCCAACCCUUUGAGCUCCAAACCCGGCCCACCCCAAAGCCAGGACCAGAUGAGCUCCUCAUCGCUGUCAAAUCCGUAGCCCUCAACCCGGCAGACGCCUAUAUGCGUGACCAAGGCCUCUUCAUACCCACGUACCCCACGGUCAUUGGCUUCGACAUGUCGGGGUUAGUCCUCGAGGUCGGCGACAACGUCCCCACCGGUGCUACCGACAAUGAUCCGGCCCCCUCCUUCCGACCGGGUAUCACCCGCGUCGCCGCCUACGCCGCCUCUUUCUGGAAGUCCUGCGAUCCAGACUACGGCGCAUUUCAGGAGCGGUGCCUCGUCCCCUGGCAGCAUGCUGUGCCCCUCCCGGACGGGGCCAUGUCUUGGAACCACGCGGCAACCUUGCCCGUCGCCGUCGAGGUACCCCUUAACGCGUGGGAUGUCAUGGGGAUCCCCCGGAUGGGAGAAGCCACUGCUUCUGCUCCAGUCUCUGCUGGCUCUACCGGUGCUGAUACCAGCGGAGGGGAGCAAAAGAAUAACAUGGAAAAAAGAGAAGCUCUCCUAAUCUGGGGUGCCUCCUCUAGCGUCGGCACCAUGGGCGUACAAACAGCCCGGCUGCUGCGGGAAGAUCCCACCUCUUCUUUCGCAGCCGUGUACGCCACGGCCGGAUCGGCGAAUAAGAGUUAUGUGGGUUCACUGGGCGCGGACCGCGUGUUCGACUACAAAGACCCACAAGUUGUGGAUGCGAUCGUUUCGGCGGCCAAGGAGGACGGGUUAGUGAUCCGGCAUUGUUUUCUUGCUACCGGGCAGCUGGCGCCAUGUCAGGCUGUGCUUAAGACAUUCCUCGGAGGAGAUCAAGAAGGGAAGAAGGCGAAGACGGCGAAGAUCGGGUCGGCACCCGUGGUUCCUCCGGAUGCGGAGGUCGUGGACGGGGUGGAGACGAUAUUUGUGCUGCCGUCAACGGUGGAAGGGGAGAGGCUGGAGCAGUUCCGAUACUGGAUUGGGACGUGGCUGAGGGAGAACCUGGCCAAGGGGACCAUCAGGCCGAGUCCGGAGCCGAGCGUCGUGGGAAAGGGUUUGGGGGCUAUCAAUGCUGGGUUGGACAAACUGCUCCGGGGGGUGAGUUGUACGAAGUUGAUUGUUGAGGUUGCGGAGUGA
Messenger RNA from Aspergillus thermomutatus, 1176 nucleotides. Its product is annotated as zinc-binding alcohol dehydrogenase family protein. NCBI's taxonomy places the organism in Eukaryota, Fungi, Ascomycota, Eurotiomycetes, Eurotiales, Aspergillaceae. Bases 1 to 1176 code for a protein of 391 amino acids. The record is from RefSeq and is a predicted model, not a curated record. Gene Ontology annotation, molecular function: oxidoreductase activity, acting on NAD(P)H. The transcript has a single exon.